Molecule: messenger RNA, 1344 nt
Organism: Pleuronectes platessa (European plaice)
Lineage: Eukaryota; Metazoa; Chordata; Actinopteri; Pleuronectiformes; Pleuronectidae
Product: sialic acid-binding Ig-like lectin 14
Exons: 4
Coding region: 8-946 (312 amino acids)
Source: RefSeq, a predicted model, not a curated record
CACAGUGAUGAUUCCACCUCUGACGGAAGGACGGCCGACCACACUGACCUGCACUGCUCCUGGUCUCUGCUCUGGAUCUGAACCUACAUUCACCUGGAGGUGGCGAGGAAGAGGAGAGAGCGACGCUGACCUCAGAGGAAACAUCACGGCCUUCAAAACUGAGAACGUGGCUGAGUUCGCUAAGAGACGCAGCUCGACUCUGUCCUUCUCCCCUUCAGCUGAACAUCACGGAACCAGCAUCACCUGCACGGUCCUCUUCCAAGGACACGUGAGCACAGAGGAGACGGCGACUCUGAGUGUGAGCUACCCGCCCCCUGAACCUAAACUGUCUAUGAGUUCUGAGGUCACAGAAGGUCAGACCAUCACCGUCAGCUGCACUGUUGAAAGUUUCCCACAGUCAACUCUCACCUUGAUGAGGAUCAAUACAAAUAAUCAGGCUGAAAUAAUCCCUGAAAAUAAUCUUAAUUCACGAUCCAUCAACUCUCUCUACCACACGUUUACUGUGACUUCAGCCGACGCUGGCUGGUACGUCUGCCGUGCCCAGAACACUCAGGGCUAUAAGGACAGUGAGCAGAAGGAGUUGGUGGUGAAAUUUUCUCCAAAACACACACACAUCACUGAGUCGGCAGAGAAGCAGGAGCUUGACGGGAGGAGCUCCGUGAUGCUGAGCUGCUUCAGUCACAGCUUUCCCCCAGUCCAACACUACUCAUGGUACAGGAAGAGUCAGGGAGAGGAGAGGAUGGAAAUUGUGUCCAAGCAUCAAAACCACACAGUGUACUCAAACCAGUCAGGAGUCUACUACUGCAUCGCACAAAAUGAAGUAGAUCACAGUUUGUCUGAUCCCGUCCAUCUGUUUGAACGAGACUAUCUGGAGAACCUGAGGUUCCUCAUUGUUGCUCUACUUCUCCUGAUGAUUAUCAGUGUAAUUGUGGUAAAUUUAAGGUGAAUGAAUAAGAAGUGCAUUUGAUCAAAUUCAAUAAAUACAUGUCAGAGAUGGUCUGGCUUGUUAUACCACAUCAUGUCCCUCUAUGUUUUCAGAUACUGGAGGAAAUCUGUUCAACAAAGAACAACAAACAAUGAAUCCCCUUCUGGUUUUUCGGUAAUGACACAUUUGUUUAAACUUAAAAAUCUAUUUCUAAUUGACUAUUUGUAUAUUGGAAAUCAUAGCAAACAGUGAUGAUGGAGAGUACAGUUAUAAGAUUCAGGAUAUUUAAGACUCUGCUUCAUCACUUCUGACCUGUUACAGCUGUAAAACUACUAAUUCUUCUAAAUACUCUAAAUGAUGUCAUAAUUUCAAUAAUAUGUAAUCAAAUAUGUUUUAAUGGUGAUAUUACAAAGCCUCCA